Molecule: messenger RNA, 3056 nt
Organism: Rosa rugosa (rugosa rose)
Lineage: Eukaryota; Viridiplantae; Streptophyta; Magnoliopsida; Rosales; Rosaceae
Product: tyrosine-protein phosphatase RLPH2-like
Exons: 4
Coding region: 83-1012 (309 amino acids)
Molecular function (GO): hydrolase activity
Source: RefSeq, a predicted model, not a curated record
CAACUUUCCACAUUCGUUUAACCAAAGUCCUUUUUCUCAAAAAAAAAAAAAAACCAAAGUCCUUCACCGGAAGACCAAAACCAUGUCAGACCCAAAACCCAGACUAGUCUGCUGCAUCGGCGACGUCCACGGCUUCCACACCAAGCUCCAAAACCUCUGGUCCAAUCUCGAAAUCUCCAUCCCCUCUUCAGACUUCGCCACCGCCCUCGUCAUCUUCCUCGGCGACUACUGCGACCGCGGCCCAGACACCAACAAAGUCCUCGACUUCCUCAUUUCCCUCCCCUCCAGAUACCCGCAUCAGAAACACGUCUUCAUCGCCGGAAACCACGACUUCGCCUUCGCCGGCUUCUUGCGGGUCCUGCCUCCGCCGCCGGACGGGUCCGAGUUCCGGGAGGGGUGGAAGGAGUUCGAGGACAAUGAGGAGAGAGAAGGGUGGUUCAAGGGCGAGGGGUACGAGGGAAUGCACUUGCAGGGGAGGAGAUGGGCUGGGAGUACGAAGGGGUUUAAUAAGGCUAAAGGGACUGAGUACCAGGGUUCCGUUUAUAAAGCUCGGCCCACUUUUGAGUCUUAUGGGGUGCCUCAUGGCUCUGCGGAUCUGGUGAAGGCAGUUCCUGAUGAUCAUAAGAAGUUUCUUGCCGAUAUGGUUUGGGUGCAUGAAGAGGAUGAUGUCUGUGUAGAGAUUGAGGGUGAAACCAAACACUGUAAAUUGAUUGCCGUGCACGCCGGUUUGGAGAAAGAUAAAGAUGUCAAACAACAGUUGGAGUUUCUGAAAGCCAGAGAUACUCGGGUACCUAAGAUAAAGGCUCUGAGUGGCAGGAAAGACGUGUGGAAUAUACCAGAGGAACUGAAAAAGACUCAAACUGUUAUUGUAAGUGGACAUCAUGGGAAACUUCAUAUUGAAGGCUUAAGGCUGAUUAUUGAUGAAGGCGAUGGUAUGGCAAAGAACCCAGUGGCUGCAAUUUUACUCCCCUCUAUGAAAAUAAUCCGUGAUACAGACGUUUUGGCAAACUAGUUUCAAGUCUGGGGUACAUGCUGCACUGUCAUACACUCACUCAGUCACUCAUAAUAAAGCAUCCGUUUGCUAGCAUAAUUUGGCAAAGCAUGUAGGUUAUAAUCCCCGCAUGGAAUAUGUUCCUCAUGGGCUAGUAGAGUUGAAAAGUUGUUCCGCUACAUCUUUGAAUAAUGAUAUGGAAGUGUCGAUGUAGUUUUGUUUUGUUGUUGCUGAAGGAACAAGAUUCUUUUCUAGAAAAACAGGAUCUGAGCAUCGGGAAUAUUUCAACCUUCCUUCCCAGUUGCUACUCUUCCCUCUCCAUCUUCAUUUAUUAUUUGUCUGAGCUAAUUGAGUACCAAAUCAGAGAAACUUCCCUAAAGGGGAGUACUUAAUGUUGUGAUCUCAAGGUUAUAUAUAUAUAUGAGUGUAACGUAGACACAUACCCCCACCAACCGUUUACUGCUGUAGAUUACGUGCUAUAACAGAUUAACAGUAUUGUAAAGGCUCCUGUUAGGUUGGAGUAGUAGUCCUCCGACCCAUAAUAUUAUUACUUAAGUUUGGAGAGUACAACGAGAUGGACAUGAAGCCUAAACCUCGUGUAGCAAUACAACCAUCCUCAAUAAAAAUAUCCUAAAUAAUAUCAAAAGUGUCAUCUAUCCAAUAUUCAUCUAACAAAGAUGAUCCAGUAAGGUGUGCAAGCCUAUUUGCAACACCAUUUACUUCACGAAAGAUAUGUCAAAGAAAAACAAAAUAUAAAGCCUCCAUGUAAUGACGACAAUCAUUAAUUAUAGAACUAAUCUCAGAUAAAUCUGCCUCUUCUCUAGCCAGGGUAUUCAUCAACGUCUUGAUUUACCUUCUAAAAAUGAGUUGAUUGCUUUCUUUAUGUUUUAUGUGAGGUCUAAAGAUUCCGUACGCAGCCAAUGAGAGUUGGUUCAGUUGGCAAUGGCGGAUUUGAGGUAUAAACCUACACAAGUUCGAUCCCCGCUACCAACAAUCUCUCAUUUGGUGGACAAUCAAGAAAAUGUCCUGCAUAAUUCCAUACUAAUGGGCUGGGCUGGAACACUGGCCAGUUUCAUAAGUCCUGUUAGGUUGAGGUCGUAAGUUUGCCCUGGCUCUGGUAGUGUAGGGAGGCUCCCUCUUACCUAAACUUUUGCUUACCAAAAAAAAAAAUGAUUCUGUACGCAACUAUCAUUCUUCGAAUUCUAGUUAAAUUUUGCCAAGUUAAAAUUCUAAUUAAGAAUUAUAAGCAACAAAUUGAAGAGUUAAAUAAGAAUAUCAAUAAUGGAGGCGAAAAAUACUAGAAUAAGGAGAAUACUCCAUCCUUGAGUUCUCCGAGGGUGAUUGGGUCUUCCUCAAGCCCUUACCGGCAACAGUCGGUGGUCCGCCACCCCACUCACAAACUCGCCCCCAGGUUCUACGGGCCAUACUAGAUCGCCGUGCGCAUCGGAAAGGUCGCCUACCGCCUCAAGUUGCCACCCAAUUCCAAGAUCCACCCUGUGUUCCAUGUUUCACUCUUGAAGAAAAAGGUGGGUGAUCAGGUCUCUGUCUCUACCGCCCUUCCACCGCUCGAACACGAUGGCUCUCUCUCUUGGGUUCCCCUGAAGGUCCUAGAUAUGCAGGUGGAACGGCGCCGUCACAAAACCAUCACCAAAUGGUUAGUUCAGUGGGCUGGUCUUCCAGUUGAGGACUCCACUUGGGAGGAAGCCCAAACCAUCCUCAACCACUUUCCAGAUUUCAAGGCCUGAGGUCAGGCCUUCUUCUAAGGGGGCGGGACUUGUUAGGGUCACACCCAAACCCUGCUCUUAAUCUCUAGGCCCAAGCCCAAUUACGAAGUGCAUCCUGUAACUUUCAUUUGAAGAUCUCCAGGCACUGCUGCAGCUCUGACUAACCUGCCAUCUUUUGUCCUCAGUGUUGUUGCGUUAUUUUGUCUUCCUACUUAGUUGUCCCUGUCCUUAUGACAGAACCUCUGUCCUUGUGACAGAACCGAAUGUGAGAUCACCUUAUAUUGUACACAACGGCUCCAUUAUGGGCAUCAAUGAAUGAAAUGUAUUUCAAUUAAUUUGUC